AUGGAUUCUUCGGUCCUGGACCAUCAGUCUUUGGACGGUACAGUGGUGGAGUUCCAAGGACUUGGAGCGCUGGGUAGAGUGGAGCCACAGAUGGGUUUGCUGAAGGGUCAGUUGGUGCCGUUGGACUCAAGCCAGGUACAGCCAGUGAUGUACAUGCGUGCGACGAUCGGGAGAGGUCUGUGGAAACUCAACCGCUCCCUGCUGGAGGACCAGGUUCUGGUCAGCCAGUACCGGGAGCGGUACCGCGAGUGGCAGACCCUCCAAGACCUGUACGAAACACGAGCACAGUGGUGGGAGAUGGUGAAAGCCUGCACCGUCCCGGGAAGGAGGAUCACGGACAGCCUGGUACUGAUCCGAGACACCAUCUGUUUUGCGAGAGACAGAAACAUUCGGCUGAUAGUCCUAAAUCUAGAUUUUGAGAAAGCGUUUGAUCGGGUCUCGCACCAGUACCUCUUCCAGGUACUGCAAAAAAUGGGUUUUCCUGGGAGCAGUGAAAGUGAACUGCGGUGUCCGUCAGGGUUGUCCGUUAUCCGCCCUUCUCUAUGUGGCCUGCAUCGAGCCGCUGGCGCAGAUCUUGAGAAGGACCCACAGAUUUUAGGUGUAACGAUACCGGGGAGUGGAGGGCAGGUAGUGAAAUGUCUUUUAUACAUGGAUGAUUUUAACAUUUUAUGUACAGAUCUUUUAUCAAUAGAUAGGAUUUUUCAAUUAACCGAUUGGUUUGGGAAAGCAUCAGGGUCAAAAUUAAACAAAGAAAAAACAAAAGCACAAUUUUAUGGACCAUGGAAAGAGAAUGAAAAAUUAGGAUGUCAGUUUCAAGUAACGGAAGAACAAAAAAUACUGGGAGUAAAAUUUGACAAACAUGGAGAAGGAAAGACAAACUGGAUUGAAAUAACAAGAAGAGUAAAACAGCGACUGGGAUUCUGGGGAAUGAGGAACCUUACGAUAGAAGGAAAGAUUUUAAUAGUUAAAGCUGUGAUUUUACCAGUGUUUUUAGUCACCAGUGCUGUUUUUAUCCCUCCUAAGAGAGUGUUUUUAGAACUACAACGAGCCAUUUUUUAUUUCAUAUGGAACUCCAAAUGGGAAAGGAUAAAAAGAGAAAUCAUGUACAAACCCAAAGAAAAAGGAGUAAAAGGAGUCCCAGACCUUCACUUGUUUUUAGGCAGCCAUUAUACGAGCACCCACCUGAAACAAGCAAUGAACCUUUCCAGUAAUAACAAAACAAACAAGAUGACCAGAUUCUGGUGCGGGUCCUAUCUUAGAAAAUUAAAAAUGAUAAAAAGCGAUUUUAGAACUCCAGUAGCUUUUAACCUUCCUCCAGCAUAUGCUUUUAUACGGAAAUUUUUAGAACAUUUUAGAUUGGAAGGAGAGGAGAGCAAGAUUUUAACAAAUCAUCGUCUUAUUAUUUCUGUUGUGCAGGACCGGGAACCAGUGACUCCAGUGCGCGGCCUCCUGUACGGAGAUGCCUCCACCGUUUGGCGCAACGUGAGCCAUCCCGUCCUUCCAAACAGACUCCAGGACCUGUCAUGGAUGGUGGCUCAUGGGAUCCUGCCGGUCAGAGCCGUUAUGCACUCCCGCGGCAUGUCUGCAACGUCCAUCUGCCCCCGACCCGGUUGUGGCGCGCCGGAGUCGGUGAGGCACCUGCUGUGGGAGUGCAGCGCUACUGUGGACCUGUGGGCGAAGCUAGUGCUGUACGGGGUGAGCCAGCAGAAAAUAACGAAAAAGGACUUUGCUGAGAUCUGGCUCACCCUAGCCACCAUAAAAGACGCCAUUUGGACCUCCAGAAACUUGCUGGUGAGCAGGCACAGGCAGAUGCCCCCUGUGGCUGUGAUCCGGAUGGCGGCAGCAACAAGAGGAACAUCAAGGGCUGCAGGUGGCGCGCCAAGGACACAGCCACCAAGAAGAAUCGCCUGCGCCUCCGUGGACGAAGGAGCCGGCGCUCCACGAACAGAGGUCCAAGCAGCGGCGGCCUGGCUCUCCGGGUGA
This is a messenger RNA of Xiphophorus couchianus (Monterrey platyfish), 1983 nucleotides long. RefSeq lists its product as uncharacterized. The transcript is spliced from 5 exons. NCBI's taxonomy places the organism in Eukaryota, Metazoa, Chordata, Actinopteri, Cyprinodontiformes, Poeciliidae. The coding region runs from base 1 to 1983 and encodes 660 amino acids. The record is from RefSeq and is a predicted model, not a curated record.